This is a messenger RNA of Eutrema salsugineum, 999 nucleotides long. Its product is annotated as retinitis pigmentosa 1-like 1 protein. The transcript has a single exon. The record is from RefSeq and is a predicted model, not a curated record. NCBI's taxonomy places the organism in Eukaryota, Viridiplantae, Streptophyta, Magnoliopsida, Brassicales, Brassicaceae. The coding region runs from base 1 to 999 and encodes 332 amino acids.
AUGGCACAUGCAACAGGUGAUGCUUCGUCUCCUCACCUAAUCGAUGGAUCGAGUGGAGAAGAACAGAAUCCACCCGUGAUUCAGAGUGAAGAGAAGUCUGGAGCAGGGAAGGGGACCGGAAGCGAGAGCGACUCACUCGCUACUGCAGACGAAGACGGAAAAUCAUCAGCCAAAUCACCAGAGGAUCUUGGAGAAGAGAAUCCGCUUCCCGACGAAGCCCAGGUUGAAUCGGUGGCACAAGAGGAGGUACACGAUGGUGCGAAUGAGCCCGAAGCAGAAAAUAAAGAAAGCCCUCGAGCCGAAACUAAAUCGCAAGAAGCCGAUCAACUGAGGGAGGGUAGAGAAGCCGCAUCGGAGACCCGAACAGAGGCUGAGCCCGAGGACAACGAAAGGGUGAUUUCUGAGAACGAAGAAGGAAGAGGUCUGCCAUCUGAGACAGACGAACGGCCAGAAGAGAUGUUGGUUCAGGAGCAAAUCGACGAGGUCAAAAGGAAGCAGAGCUUGGCAAUGGUGACAGUUCCUGCUGCAAAGCGAGCUCGGAAAGAAAAGAAAAGAACCACAUCCGCUGAAGCCUCAGAGCCAAGAGCUGAAUCAACCCCAGCCGCUCCUUGCCCAGAAGCUGAGUCAAGUCACGACAAACAGAAGAAGAAGAAGGCAAACCUCCGGAGCAAAAAGAGGGUUGUGUCUGAUGAACGAAUCCAGCUGUUCAAGGAUCGUCACAUCUGGUGGAAACGAGUUGUAGAUGUGGACGAAGAAGAUGAAUGGAAGUACCUUGAGGUACUUCGUGAGAGCGGAAUGCGGUGGACGGUGACAGAGCUCGAGCCCUACAUGAGCAAGGUGGUGCGAGAGUUCUAUGCAGGACUACCAUCAGAGUCACCGAGUGAUUCAUCUCAGGUCUUUGUAGUGAGAAUCAGGGAAGCUAAAGUCCGAAUUUCUCCAAGGAUCAUCAACGAGACCUUACGUCGCGAGCCUCUGACUGAAGCAGAAAGAAAAGAGUAG